GGAAGGACUCCUCUAACCGGACUUUCCUCUCUAGUUUGCACAGAACAGGAGGAAGUUUAACUUGGGCACUUCACCUCUGCGCUGAAAAACGCUCACAGGAAAACAACCCGAGGAACCUACGCGGGUUUUCAGCGACUUAUUCGCUUAGAGAAACUUCCAACUUUCUGUUGUUGUGUUUGUUUUUCUGUCGGGUUUGUUGGGGGUCUAAGCUGAUCCGCUUCGCCGAUUCAUCAAGAUGUCUGUCCAGUCGAGCCAGAAGACGACGACGACCUACCGGACCGUGAAAGUGGCCUCUCCUGAGCCGGUGACCAGCAGGGUAAUCUCGGCCGAGUCGGGGUCUCCGCUGCCGUACGCGCUGAACGGCUCCUAUGAGACGGUGCGGUACCUGGUCCCGGUGCAGCAGGGAAUGCAGCAGCAGCAGUCCUACAUCCCGGUGCAGCAACAGCAGUCCUACAUCCCGGUACAACAGUCCAUGCAGCAGCAAUACUACCUUAUACAGCAGCCUGUUGUGCAGCAGCCUGUGAUGCAGCAGAUGGUGUCCCCGGUGUACCUGCAGAGUCUGCAGCACCUGAGCGUCAGCAGCCAGGAGUCCGACAUGAUGUACCAGCAGCAGAGCGCCAUGGAGAGCAUCAGCACACAGUCUUCAGUAUUCAGCCAGUCGUCCAGUCCCAUGAAGAGUCCUGAACCAAGUGUUGAGGAGGAGGAGGAAGAGGAAGUGGAGGAGGAAGAAGAAGAAGAGGAGGAGCGAGUGGAGGUGGAAGAGGUGGAGAUUGUAAACAUCAUACGGCAGAAGCCGCAGCCGGUGAUAGAGAAGAUCUCCAAGACAGAGGUGAAAACUGAGCUGAAGGAAGUGCCCCAGCCCACGAAGCUGGACGUACGUUACUUUGGCGAGCUGCUGGCCGAUGUCUACAGGAAGAACUGUGACAUCCACUCCUGCAUCUCUGAGCACGUGUCCAAGAUCCGUGGAAAGAAACACCAGCUGGAUCCCAGCAAUGAUUACAAGGUAGAGAAAGAGGAGGUGGAGGCUUUGCUUCCCAAAGGAGCCACUGAACUGACCAAACAACAAAUUCGCUACCUGCUGCAGACUCGUCUCACUGCAGAUAAGACCAUGCGCCUACUGCUGUCCACCUUCAGCAGUCUGAGAGAGGAGCUCCUCCACAUGUCAGAAGACCUGCGGCGCCUGGAGAGCGAGAAGGAGACUUUGGAGAGAGAUCUGAGUUUCAAAAUAGACCAGGCUCGGCAGUAUGACAGCCUCCUGGAGGCCGUUCGGGAGAACAACAGACAGCUCCAGCUGUCUCUGAAGGAAACCGCCGCCGCCCAGCGUUCCCUGGAGAGCCAGCUCAUGAGCAGCCGAAGCACCGAGUCGAACCGCGACUUCAAGAUUAAAGAGGUGGAGGGACGGAUGAGGGUGCUGGAGAAGGAGAAUGAGAUGCUCCGACAGAAGCUGGCAGGCCAAGGCAGCAGCUCCACCCUGCAUAUCAAGACAGAGGAGUUGUCACGUCAGUACAAGGAGCAGCUCAACUCCAUGAGGGAACAAAAAGACCAGGAGAUACAGAGGCUGCGGUCGCAGAUAACGACGAUCCAGACCGAGGUCAGCAGCAGCUCCAAGUCGUCCUCAGAUAAGAGUCUCCAGCUGAAAAUCUCAGAGCUGCUCGCCAUGUUGGAUCAGCGACAGACCACCAUCACCCGACAGGAAGAGGAGAUCAGAAAGCUGAUGCAGGAGAAGAACAACAGCUCCAAGAACGUAACCAAGACCAUCAUCACCAAGAGGUACAGGAACCAGUACCCUCUGCUUGGUCUGCUGGGCGACGACUACCAGAUGACAUCACCCGUCAAAGAAGCCAAGACCAUCGUGAUCGAGAGAACUGGAGAGAUGAUCAAACAGGAAAUCAUUACAACCCCUUAAAGACACACUGCUUCUCUCCGACAGGAAUGAUUGAACGUCGAGAAGACCCAGACAUCACCCCCCUACCCUGCAUGCUCCUCCCCCUCCCCUCCCUCAUCCUCAAGGCUCCCAGGGUUGGUGGUGGUUGAAAUCCCCCUUCCCCCUCUAAAUUUGGGGUCAUUGGUUCAAAUCUUUGGUUUUACCAAAUUGGGCUUGUCUGGGUUGACUGUUUUAUUUGGGCUUUUUGUGACAAGGGAACAAAUAAUCCAAAUCUUUUCAGUGUAUGCUACAGCCAUUUGGUUGUGCCAAAAGCAAUCAUGACAACUGGGUACUGGACACGAUUUGAGCUGAACAGAGGAACGUUUUGUUUAAAAAUCUGAGCUGAGGUGACGUCCUGUUUGGCACACUUCCUCUCCUUUUUUACCUUCAUAAGUGUAUUCUGCUUGCUGAAGUAAAAGGUUUACAGUUGAAAACGUCUCAAGUAAAACAUUUGAGAUUGUUUAAAAUAAAAAGUCUUUGGUACUCUGACAUAUGCACUUCUAAAUUUAGCAUUUACAGUAAUCUCUCAAUCUGACUCUGAACAUUAACACUGUGACAUGGCAUACAAUAUUUCCAUGUUGACAAUUUUUUUGUAAGCUAAUUAUUUGCACUCUGCAGUAGGGUUGGUAAAUCACAAAAUUGAAUCACAAAACGUGAUUCUGCCAUAUACUGCAAGACAGUCAUCUGUGAUAUGAAAUUAAAAACAUCUGUAAAAUGGCAGACUACAUGUGAAAAAUCUAUUCGCUGCCUGUAUGAGGAGCUUUCAAUGUCAUAGACUUGUAUGAACAACUAUGAUAAACCACAUGAGGCACAAACAAAAGCAAAACAGUUCAGGGUUAAACACCCUGGAGUAAAAGACAGUCACAGUUCUCAAUAUCACAGGAGAUUGUAUUGUGAUAUAUUGCUAUCUUGAAAAACAAAAAAAAAGGGUACUAACUAUUAUCAUUUGGUGUAUUAACUCUACUAAACGAGUGCCGCCUCAGCUUCCAGUUGUCACUGAUGGACAUUUGGACAAGCCUGGUGCCAUCAAGCAUGUAGCAUGGGAUUCACCUCAAAGCCACCACAGCCAUGCUAGCCUGGGGGACAAGGAGGUGGAUGUGUUAUUAUGAUUGCAACUGUGCAUGUAAAUAUUUCUAGAUAGAUAUAUAUAAAUAUAUUUUUAAGAUGGGCACGCUCAGUGAAUGUUUUCUCUGGUGUGACUGUAGAGCAGCCCUUCUUCAGUAUGUUUUUGAUUAACAAUUGAAAAAUGUUUUGAUUGGGUAGCUUGCUUUGCUUUUGUUUUGUGCUAAAUGGAAGAUUUUAUCUGUCUCCAUUGUGGAAGUCCAUCUUUAAAUGCUUUUAAUUUUGAGGUUUGUAAGUCUUGUUUGACUCAGAAGUGCAUGGGUAUCUGCUGUUCAUAUGUAGCUUUGAUGUGUGUAUAUUGACAGCGUGACCUGGGUCGUGGACUGUGUGAUGUCUCAAAUUCAUAAGAGGACUCCCAUGGGUGUAAUGCAUUGCUGUGUGGGGGGGGUGGGGUUAGGAGGUGGAUGGCUGGAUGUAUGGAACUGGAGCAUGAUUAUAUGGUGUUUUAUGAUGGUGGAAGAAAAUUUUAAAGCACAAUAUUUUUUUAUAAUUAUAACUGUUUUCUGGUUGUCUCUGUUCAGGUUGAUGGUUUUGUGUCCACUGGGUGCUCGUCCUUAAGGCGUUGCGGCCUGUUUCACUGAUCCGUAGCUUGAUUGUUGUUCAGGGUAGAAAGUUUACAGAAGCCAUUACACUGAAGCAAACUGACUUUACACUAAGGCUCUUUAUUUAUUGUUGCUUCUCGGAGCCAAAAAAAUCUUUUUCAACUGGUUGAAUGCAAAGAAACAUUACAGACCAAUGUUUUCACAUUCAUGUUGCCAAUAAAACAAGCAUUUAUCUGUGGUUUGUCUCCAAAACAGCUUUAUCCACAUCAUAUACAUAAUGAAGUAGUAACAGCUGCAGAUGUACAGGACAUGUCGUAAUGGUGAUGAACACACGUAGUGAAACCAUAACUUCUCACACAGCAUUUCUCUCUCUAGGAACAGAUUUCCUUCUAUUCAGAAUAAGCUAUUGUAGUUCAUCAGUUCAGUAGUGCCCUGCCAUUUAGGUGACACAAACUGUGCUGUUUCGUUUUUCCACCUCCACCGCCUGGAGGUUUUUGGCAUGUGUAUUAUGCCUAAAGCUCUUGCAUGACUUUACUGCUAACAGGGAGUUUGAAAUUGUUCAGGGAAAUAGUUUCUAUUUGUACAACAGAUAAAUGUACGAUACCUGGUUUAACAGGCUGCAGCACCAUUUUAAAACAUGUUUAGGGAGAAACUUUUUACAUCUGAUUAAUAAUACUGACAGAAAAGAGCGCCUCAGUGGACACCAAGCAGAAUUUUUGUAGGAAUCCUUUAAAAAUAUGUUGACUAUCAUGAUGGACCAGCGUCACUGUUUGGUUCACAAAAUAUCUUUAUCAUCUGGUCAGUUGGUCAAGACAGCUUUGGCAGCAUCGGACCAGUAGUGACUCUUUGGUUGCCUUAGGCAGGAUUUGGUCUCACAGAUGGCAAGCAAAUUAAGGACUUUCCUAUCUUUGCCAGCAGAGAAUACAUUGUAUGCCGAGCUAAAUUAACUGGUUGCAGCUAAUCUGCAAAUUGAUGUCUAAAUAUAUUUUCGUAUGCAAACGGUUUUCUUUAUUUUCCAGUUCAGGAGGAUUUGGGCUGCUAGCAGGGCUACACUGCCUCAGUCCUCUCCACUGAGAAAUGCUGUGAUAGAUUGUGAUUAAAAUCAGUAAUGUAUCAUUGCAAAAGUGCUCGUUUUGUGUUUUACUUAACAUAUACUGUGAAAGCAUGAUAAAAACUGUAUUGAUCAACACAAUCACAUAAUCAAUAUGGUCAUGUUAAAGGGUCGGUUCACCGAAAUUAAUUUUUAAAAAAUGCACUAAACAGGACUAAACUUCCCUCCUUUACUUUUGUUUUUCAGUUUUCUGUCCAUUUUCUUUUUAUUCUACAAAAUAAUGUAAACUCAAAAGGUCCGCUAACUAGCUUUCAGAGAUUAAGUUCACCUCACCUGAGCCAGCUCCAUUUGCUGAAUGAAGACCUAUCUCCUCUCCUCCCCUCUUUCCCCCCCUUUUCAGCGUCCCUGUGUAACACUAUACUCUUAAAGAGUCAACAUUAUUUUGAGGGAGGUCAGGCAUCAGCAAGGUGGCGGGGAGUUUUUAAGAGUUGGUGAUUGAACAGUGGAAAUGACUAAAACAAGAUGGUUUGGUUUGUUUCUGUCAACAAUUAGCUUGGUGAAAGAGAGAAACUUUGAAGAGAAAAAAGGAAAAUAGGUGUAAGACUAUGUCCUUUCUUGAUAUUUUGUUUAUUUUGCUUAUUUAUGAGACUAAAAAAAAGCAAAGAGAGCUUGUUUAAUGUAGCGAACUCGCUGCUUGCACAACUACGGGGGGAGGCCUGAGAUAUUGGUAUCACCUCUCAAGGCACAAGUGGUAUAACAACACAGGAUGGGCUAGCUGGUUAGCAUGCCAACUUCGGUAGAUCUCUGUAACACAGUACAUAGACAUAUUUGACCUAAUGUCAGAACUGUUGCUUCUUCAUAUUCUGUUGAAAAUGUUAUUUUGAAUGUUUUAAACUAAUAUUCUGGCUGCAUCUUACACAUUAUGCCUUUAAAAACUCAAAUUUAAUGACAAUGUAACUGCUGGAUGUAUAAAUAAACAACUGCUUGCAUUUAUAA
Micropterus salmoides (largemouth bass) is the source of this 5635-nucleotide messenger RNA. It is a transcript of the gene pof1b, whose product is annotated as POF1B actin binding protein. Lineage: Eukaryota; Metazoa; Chordata; Actinopteri; Centrarchiformes; Centrarchidae. Gene Ontology annotation, cellular component: actin filament; adherens junction; bicellular tight junction. The transcript has 13 exons. Gene Ontology annotation, biological process: bicellular tight junction assembly; epithelial cell morphogenesis; actin filament organization. Bases 236 to 1906 code for a protein of 556 amino acids. The record is from RefSeq and is a predicted model, not a curated record. Gene Ontology annotation, molecular function: actin filament binding.